Molecule: messenger RNA, 1650 nt
Organism: Capronia coronata CBS 617.96
Lineage: Eukaryota; Fungi; Ascomycota; Eurotiomycetes; Chaetothyriales; Herpotrichiellaceae
Product: sphingosine kinase
Exons: 3
Coding region: 1-1650 (549 amino acids)
Biological process (GO): sphingosine biosynthetic process
Cellular component (GO): cytoplasm; membrane; intracellular membrane-bounded organelle
Source: RefSeq, a predicted model, not a curated record
AUGGCCGGUAGUGGAUCCAACGUCUCAGACCCCUUCUCCGAUCAUGCCGCCGUCCAGGACGAACGCGAAGCAAUCGUCGACUCUACUCUGGCCGUCGGCCGCAACGCCACCCUUACCUUGGGCACUGAUGCGGUCAUUGUUUUAGAUGAAGGACUUCGCAAAGGGACUGGAUUCAAUUGUUUCGGCUUGUUGCCUCAAAGAACCACCAGCACUCGCUCCAUUCCCUACUUUAAUGUUUUAUGGGCAGAAAUCGUCAAAGACGACCUUACCAUCCGAUAUGCCAAACCCGACUCGAGGUCCGCGGACUCCCCUGUACACGUCGCAUACAUCAAUUACACACUAGACAAUUCUACCUAUUCACAAGAGAGGGCGUCCAAAUGGGUGGCACGCCUCUUGGAUCGAGCCUAUGCACAAUCACAGCGUAACAAGAGGAUAAAACUGUUGAUCAACCCUUUCGGAGGAGCCGGAAAAGCUGUCAAACUUUUUACCCGGGAGAUUGAACCCGUCUUCGCAGCGGCGAGGUGCGAAGUGGACGUGGAGCGCACCACGCACGCAGGGCAUGCUGUGGAAAUAUGCGAAAAGCUCGACAUCGAUGCGUACGAUGUCAUUGCAAGCGCCUCCGGUGAUGGACUUCCCCAUGAAUGUAUCAAUGGUCUGUCCCGGAAACCAAAUGCGGCGGAAGCGCUGAGGAAGGUAGCCAUCGUCCAACUUCCUUGUGGAAGUGGAAAUGCCAUGUCAUGGAACUUGAACGGGACAGGACAAUGCAGCACGGCGGCACUUUGCAUAGUCAAAGGGGUGCGGACACCUCUUGACCUUGUGAGCAUCACUCAAGGCAACCAACGCACGCUUUCUUUCCUGUCCCAAGCCCUUGGUAUAGUUGCCGAAAGUGAUCUUGGCACCGAGAAUUUAAGGUGGAUGGGCGAUACGAGAUUUACAUUCGGCUUUCUCGUUCGACUGCUUGGGAGAACAGUCUACCCUUGCGAAAUAUCCAUGAAGAUCGAGAUCGAAGACAAGCAGGAGAUCAAGCGACACUACGCUCGACAAAUGGCCCGGCGAGGAGACCAAAGUAUGUUGUCACAGAAUGAGCUGGACGGACCCCUAGAUACAUCCACGAACCUCGGGCUCCCACCUCUACAGUAUGGCACCAUCAACGACCCCCUACCUACCGGUGCGGGAUGGACACCCAUGACCCCAUUCCCCAAGCUUGGCCAUUUCUAUAGCGGCAACAUGACGAUGAUGGCUGCUGACAUGCCAUUCUUCCCCGCCUCGCUUCCUUGCGACGGCCUUCUCGACCUUGUGACGAUCGAUGGUGAUAUCGGGCGGAUGAAGUCUCUUGAUCUUCUCUUCUCCAUUCCCAAGGGAACGUUCUUUGACAAGGACUGCGUACAUGUCCGCAAAGUCAAAGCCGCGCGAGUGAUCCCCCAUUAUGGCCCCCUGGCACAGAAUGCCCGGGGUGUGAGCCAGCGGAAGAAAAUCGGGUACUUUAGCGUUGAUGGCGAAAAGAUGCCUUUCGAACCCUUUCAACUCGAAGUUCACAAAGGAUUGGGCACGGUGCUGAGCAGGCAUGUCGGUAUGUAUGAGGCCAUAGGGCCACCAGGCUGGCAAGAUGUCGAUCUUGGCCGAGGAAACGAAGGAUUCAAUUCUACGUGA